Molecule: messenger RNA, 237 nt
Organism: Funneliformis geosporum
Lineage: Eukaryota; Fungi; Glomeromycota; Glomeromycetes; Glomerales; Glomeraceae
Source: the annotation of a GenBank genome assembly
AUGUCUAAUGAUCCGGAAGUUGUAAAACAAGAAAAAGAAAAAGUCAUUAAGAAAGAAAAAAAGAGUACAAUUAAGUCAGCUCCAGGAUGGAGUGAACAAUUAGCAUCCGAAAGCGAAGCAGCGGUCAAAGCGGAGAGAGAUCAUUCGGUUACCAUCGAGGAUUUGCAAAAACAUUCGAUAAAUAUCAUAGAAGAACAUCAUGGUGUUACACGAGAACAAUCGCAACAAGAGAAAUAA